Molecule: messenger RNA, 1577 nt
Organism: Aspergillus fijiensis CBS 313.89
Lineage: Eukaryota; Fungi; Ascomycota; Eurotiomycetes; Eurotiales; Aspergillaceae
Product: glutamate dehydrogenase
Exons: 3
Coding region: 113-1495 (460 amino acids)
Cellular component (GO): cytosol
Molecular function (GO): L-glutamate dehydrogenase (NADP+) activity
Source: RefSeq, a predicted model, not a curated record
CUCCAUCUCUCGCCCAGACCAGGUCUUCAAAAGUCUUGUCGGGUAUCCUUUGGGUCAUUCUUCUUCUUCUAACAACAUCAUACUAAAUAUUCUCUUCCCUCCCUCAUUCACCAUGUCCAACCUUCCCGUUGAGCCCGAGUUCGAGCAGGCCUACAAGGAGCUUGCCUCGACCCUCGAGAAUUCCACUCUUUUCCAGAAGAACCCCGAAUACCGCAAGGCUCUGGCUGUCGUCUCCGUCCCCGAGCGCGUCAUCCAGUUCCGUGUCGUCUGGGAGGAUGACCAGGGCCAGGUCCAGGUCAACCGCGGUUUCCGUGUCCAGUUCAACUCCGCCCUCGGCCCCUACAAGGGUGGUCUCCGCUUCCACCCCACUGUCAACCUCUCCAUCCUCAAGUUCUUGGGUUUCGAGCAGAUCUUUAAGAACGCCUUGACUGGUCUGAGCAUGGGUGGUGGUAAGGGUGGUUCCGACUUCGACCCCAAGGGCAAGUCCGACAACGAGAUCCGCCGCUUCUGCGUUUCUUUCAUGACUGAGCUCGCCAAGCACAUCGGUGCCGACACUGAUGUCCCCGCUGGUGAUAUCGGUGUCACUGGUCGUGAGAUUGGUUUCCUCUUCGGCCAGUACCGCAAGAUCCGCAACCAGUGGGAGGGUGUCCUCACUGGUAAGGGCCUCACCUGGGGUGGCUCCUUGAUCCGCCCCGAGGCUACCGGUUACGGUGUUGUCUACUACGUUGAGCACAUGAUCCAGCACGCCACCAACGGCGCCGAGUCCUUCUCCGGCAAGCGCGUCGCCAUCUCUGGUUCCGGUAACGUCGCCCAGUACGCCGCUCUCAAGGUCAUUGAGCUCGGUGGUUCCGUUGUUUCCCUGAGCGACAGCCAGGGCUCCCUCAUCGUUGUCAACGACUCCAGCUUCACCCCCGAGGAGAUCGCUUUGAUUGCCGACCUCAAGGUCGCCCGCAAGCAGCUCGCCUCUAUCGUUUCCGAGGGUGUCUUCGCCGACUCCGCCAAGUUCAAGUACAUUGCUGGUGCUCGUCCCUGGAAGCACGUUGGCAAGGUCGACGUUGCCCUUCCCUCUGCUACCCAGAACGAGGUUUCCGGCGAGGAGGCGCAGGCGCUGAUCGAUGCCGGAGCCAAGUUCAUCGCUGAGGGUUCCAACAUGGGCUGCACCCAGGAGGCCAUCGACACCUUCGAGGCCCACCGUCAGGCCAACGCCGGCAAGGCUGCCAUCUGGUACGCCCCCGGUAAGGCCGCCAACGCCGGUGGUGUCGCCGUCUCCGGUCUCGAGAUGGCUCAGAACUCUGCCCGCCUCAGCUGGACCUCUGAGGAGGUUGAUGCCCGUCUCAAGGACAUCAUGCGCUCUUGCUUUAAGAACGGUCUCGAGACCGCUAUCGAGUACGCCACCCCUGCUGAGGGUGUCCUGCCUUCCCUGGUCACCGGUUCCAACAUCGCUGGUUUCACCAAGGUUGCUGCUGCCAUGAAGGACCAGGGUGACUGGUGGUAAAUGCUUCGCAUCGUCGGUGAGAUGGUGCUAUGAUGAUGACUUUUCUUCUUCUCCCGUUUUGUUUCAGCGCAUGGAUAGAGGC